AUGUCGAUACACGACGCCCUCAUCAGCGCGCGGAACAACUCGGCUGGGUUCCCGGGCUCCGUGGUGCUGGUGCAGAACUCGUACGGCCACACAUCGCUUGCGGCGCCUUCGAACUGUACACGAUCGUAUAUCAAUACUUACUUUCAGGAGGGGACACUUCCGAGUCCGGGCACGGAAUGUGACGAGCCGUUUCUGCCAUUCGAGGAGGCGAAUUCGCCUUCACCUUGGGUACACCAGCCUCCACUGAGCGUCUCAGGUGUGAUUACCUGA
Molecule: messenger RNA, 270 nt
Organism: Verticillium alfalfae VaMs.102
Lineage: Eukaryota; Fungi; Ascomycota; Sordariomycetes; Glomerellales; Plectosphaerellaceae
Exons: 2
Coding region: 1-270 (89 amino acids)
Source: RefSeq, a predicted model, not a curated record